Grus americana (Whooping crane) is the source of this 3130-nucleotide messenger RNA. It is a transcript of the gene PMS2, whose product is annotated as PMS1 homolog 2, mismatch repair system component. Gene Ontology annotation, molecular function: ATP hydrolysis activity; mismatched DNA binding; ATP binding. The record is from RefSeq and is a predicted model, not a curated record. Gene Ontology annotation, cellular component: MutLalpha complex. NCBI's taxonomy places the organism in Eukaryota, Metazoa, Chordata, Aves, Gruiformes, Gruidae. The transcript has 15 exons. Gene Ontology annotation, biological process: mismatch repair. Bases 63 to 2702 code for a protein of 879 amino acids.
GAAGGGACAUCCUGAGGGAAGGGGAUCCUGAGGAGAGCGCGGCGCGUCCCGCCCAGGUUCCGAUGGAGGCGGCGGCGCCGCCGCCGCCCUGCCUGCAGCCUGCCAAAGCCAUCAAGCCCAUCGACCGUAAGUCCGUUCAUCGGAUCUGUUCGGGACAGGUUGUGCUGAAUCUCGGCACUGCCGUGAAAGAGUUGGUGGAAAACAGCCUGGAUGCUGGAGCUACCAGCAUUGAUAUAAAACUUAAAGAUCAUGGAGCAGAACUGAUUGAGGUUUCAGAUAAUGGAGGUGGAGUGGAAGAGGAAAACUUUGAAGGCUUGACUCUGAAACAUUAUACAUCAAAGAUACAAGAUUUUUCUGAUCUAACACAUGUUGAAACAUUUGGCUUUCGAGGUGAAGCUCUGAGUUCACUGUGUGCACUAAGUGAUGUUACCAUUUUUACCUGUCAUAAGUCUGCAAAGGUUGGGACUCGUUUGGUAUUCGAUCACAAUGGUAAAAUUACUCAGAAAACGCCUUUUCCACGACAACAAGGAACGACCGUAAACAUACAGCAGUUAUUUUAUACUUUGCCAGUGCGGCAUAAGGAAUUUCAAAGAAACAUUAAAAAGGAAUAUGCAAAAAUGGUCCAGCUAUUGCAGGCAUACUGUAUUGUUUCAAAAGGAGUGCGAAUUAACUGCACUAAUCAAGUUGGCCAAGGGAAAAAAAGCUCUGUGGUAUCCACUACUGGAAGCCCCAGUUUGAGGGAAAACAUUGGAGCAGUAUUUGGGCAAAAACAGUUGCAAAGCCUCAUUCCUUUUGUUCAGCUACCUCCUAACGAAGCUGUUUGUGAAGAAUAUGGACUCAACGCUACUGACAUGCCACAAAAUCUUUAUAGUAUUACAGGCUUCAUUUCUCGUUGUGAUCAUGGUGUCGGGAGGAGUACAACAGACAGACAGUAUUUCUUUAUCAACCAACGUCCGUGUGAUCCAGCAAAGGUUGUCAAGCUUGUGAAUGAAGUGUAUCACUUAUACAAUAAACACCAAUAUCCAUUUGUUGUCCUUAACAUUUGUGUAGAUUCUGAGUGUGUUGACAUCAAUGUUACUCCAGACAAAAGGCAAAUUUUGCUUCAGGAGGAAAAGCUUUUAUUAGCAAUUUUAAAAACUUCUCUGAUGGAGCUGUUUGGUAGUGAUGUUAACAAACUGAAUGUCAAUCAGAAACUUCUGGACAUUGCAGGCAACUUGAAGAAGACUUUUCCUGAAGAGACAGAAAAGCCUCAGGUAGAAAUGCUGCCUGACUGUGAGACUAAAAAUCCAAGUGGUGAAGGAAAAAGAAUAAUGACUCUUGCCAGAUUAAGGGAGUCAUUCUCUCUCCAUCAAACGACAGAGAGUAAUUUUCGAAGCCCUAAAACAGUAAAACAGCAGCACAGCUCCCUUAGACAAAUGUCACUUGAUACCACUUUGAGUACUGCAAAGACUCAAAAGGCUGCCUUGACUAAGGAGUCUGAGCAUUGUCGUAAGAUGGACUCAAAGAUGUCAACUCCAAGCAGAUAUUUGAGAAAAUUAGAAGAUAAUGUAGAUUCUGGAUUCUGUAGCACUUCUGAGUCAGAUGCUGGAUGUAGUACACCAGAAGCUGGGAGCUGCGUCAAUAGUGAAAGUGUAAUUAAUCCUCCUGAAGAAGAAUUCUGUAGCUCAGAACAACUUCAAAAUGAAUAUCCCAAAACUGUUAGAUGUAGUGAGAAAUCAUUGGAAUGCGAUGUUCAGGUCUUGGGUGCUGAACAUAAGUUAAAUCAAGUGAAUGACUGUACUAAACAAGAUAAGUCAUCUCAAAAAGCCAGUAGUUCUUCCUCAAGAGUAAAAUGUUUUAAAAGCAGAAGCUUUAAAAGUGAAGCAGAUGACUUCAAGGCAGAUAAAUGUCCUGAAGUGAAGAAUACUAGGAACUAUAUGCCAAGUGUUGAUGUGCUGGUGGAAGUUAAAAAGAAAACUGUGCCGCUUGAAUUCUCUAUGAAGGUUUUAGCAGAAAAGGUGAAAAAAGUAAUACAGCAACAACAGAAAAGUACAGAAACACAAAAUUACAGAAGAUUCAAAGCAAAAAUUAGUCCUGGAGAAAAUAAAGUAGCAGAAGAUGAAUUAAGAAAAGAGAUCAGUAAAGAAAUGUUUGCAAAAAUGGAAAUAAUUGGCCAGUUCAAUUUAGGGUUUAUAAUAGUCAAGUUGAAUUCUGAUCUUUUCAUAAUUGACCAACAUGCUACUGAUGAGAAAUACAACUUUGAGAUGCUACAACAACACACUGUUCUUCAAGGUCAGAAGCUGAUAGUGCCUCAAAAUCUCAAUUUAACAGCUGUAAAUGAAACUGUAUUGAUUGAAAACCUGGAAAUAUUCAGAAAAAAUGGGUUUGAUUUUGUCAUAAAUGAAAAUGCUCCCGUAACUCAAAGAGUUAAAUUAAUAUCGUUGCCGACAAGCAAAAACUGGACUUUUGGUCCACAAGACAUAGAUGAGCUGAUCUUCAUGUUAAGUGACUGCCCCGGAGUCAUGUGUAGGCCCUCCAGGGUCAGACAGAUGUUUGCUUCUCGAGCUUGCAGAAAGUCUGUGAUGAUUGGAACAGCACUGAAUGUGCAGGAAAUGAGAAAACUGGUCACCCACAUGGGUGAGAUUGAGCAUCCCUGGAACUGCCCCCAUGGAAGGCCUACUAUGAGACACAUAGUCAGUUUAGACUUGAUUUCACCAGAAUAAGUCAGUUUCUGUUUGUUAACAGUUUUGAUUUUAAUUCUUGGUGAUAUUUUGAGCUUUUAUCAUGACUCUCUUAUUUUGAGUAUAAAAAUUUUAGCCCACUUCAAAUUUGAAGACAAUAACACUUAAAGGCAUUCAGCAGGGUUUUGUCAUUAUCUCUAUCAAGUCAACAAUAUCAACAUACUGGAAUUAAUGUGUAAAUAACAUUUAUUUUAUUGUGAUUUACUGUGUUUAUUAUUUUUGUAAUCAAGACUUUUAAAAAAUAAAUGUUUAUAUAUAAAGAUCCAGAGUAGGUGAAUGUCACUCAUAGCAAAUAUACUAAUUCUUAAAGUGGAAUGUGAAUUUAACACUCAAGUAAUGCCAUAAAACAAAUACUAACUUUCUAUGUUUAUACAUCCUGUAUACGAUAAUUUUAAAGAAAAUGUAAAUGA